Molecule: messenger RNA, 843 nt
Organism: Dentiscutata erythropus
Lineage: Eukaryota; Fungi; Glomeromycota; Glomeromycetes; Diversisporales; Gigasporaceae
Source: the annotation of a GenBank genome assembly
AUGAAUGCUGAUGAUAAUAUGCGACGCGCGUUAAAUAACUUAAGAAAAGAUGUCGGAAGGAAAUAUAAAGAAACCAAAAAUUAUGAAAAAUGGAUGUUUAAUUUACGUCAAUUCUAUCUUAGAGGACAAGAUGAUCUUUUUUCAAGAUUGCAUGCUGAAAUUAAUAGAGAAAUUUUAUUCAAGCUGCAAGAAGAUUAUGAAUACAAAAAAUUGAAGAUCGAAGUUCAAUGUAAUCCGUUUUUAGUACAGGAUUGGCAGAAAUAUAAAUCAAGGAUCUUACAAAUUGCCCAGAGAAUUGACAGGAAUCUCACAAGCACCACUUUUCCACCCACAAUGGUUUCAUCAAAGAACAGAUCUGUGGAUAAGAUUACUCAAAAAAGAAUCAAAAUUGUUAAACGCCUAAGAAAAUUAACAUAUGGUUCAAAAAGAAUAUCUCAGUGUCAAAUUAUAAGUAUUUUUGAUGUACUAUAUGUAUAUUUGCCAAUAUGCCCAAGCUUCCUAAACCCGCCGGACCUUGAAUAUUCACAAGAAUUUUUUAUACGAAAACUCUUACCAACGCUUAAGAAGGAAGCAGAACAAUUAUGCGCAUCCAGGACAGCCCCUCCACCUUAUUUUCUCGAAAUGGAUGGGGCGCUAAAAGUUGGUGGUCUUCGAGAUCAACUAGUUUUCGAAUGUCGUCUUUGCAAUGAACUUGCAUUGAAUAAUAUAAAAAAAGUCAGGUUACAUAUUAAAAGUGUACAUGAACUUGAUGACAAUCUAAACAAUGUCCUUUAUGCAACGAAGGUUAAUUGCGAUGCAGUUCUUACAAACUUGUUUCAUGCUUUUUUCCUACACCAACAUUAG